Bufo gargarizans (Asiatic toad) is the source of this 1612-nucleotide messenger RNA. RefSeq names its product talin-1-like. The record is from RefSeq and is a predicted model, not a curated record. Gene Ontology annotation, molecular function: integrin binding. Gene Ontology annotation, biological process: platelet aggregation. The transcript is spliced from 13 exons. Lineage: Eukaryota; Metazoa; Chordata; Amphibia; Anura; Bufonidae. Gene Ontology annotation, cellular component: plasma membrane; cytoskeleton; focal adhesion. The annotation marks the transcript as partial.
UCCCAUAGAGUAGUCCCCCACCCCCGCUGUCAUCAUGGUGGCGCUGUCAUUGAAGAUCAGUAUUGGCAAUGUGGUGAAGACGAUGCAAUUUGAACCGUCCACAAUGAUUUAUGACGCCUGUCGUAUCAUCCGGGAGCGUGUCCCAGAGGCACAGAUCGGCCAGCCCAAUGACUUCGGUCUCUUUCUGUCCGAUGAGGAUCCCAAGAAAGGAAUCUGGCUGGAGGCCGGGAAGGCGCUGGAUUAUUACAUGUUACGUAAUGGGGACACCUUGGAAUACAGGAAGAAACAACGUCCUUUGAAGAUUCGAAUGUUGGAUGGUACAGUGAAAACUGUCAUGGUGGACGACUCCAAAACCAUGAGUGACCUAUUGAUGACAAUCUGUGCCCGAAUCGGUAUCACCAAUCAUGAUGAGUAUUCCCUUGUGCGAGAUGUGCUGGAGGAGAAGAAGGAGGAGGUCACUGGGACACUAAAAAGAGACAAGACACUUCUACGAGACGACAAAAAAAUGGAAAAACUUAAGCAGAAACUUCACACAGAUGAUGAAUUAAACUGGCUAGAUCCGGGACGAACCCUGCGGGAACAAGGAGUAGAUGAAAAUGAAACUCUGCUCUUGAGGCGCAAGUUCUUCUACUCUGACCAGAACGUGGACUCCAGGGACCCGGUCCAGCUGAAUCUCCUGUAUGUGCAGGCCCGGGAUGACAUCCUGAACGGCUCUCACCCCGUCUCCUUUGAUAAGGCCUGUGAAUUUGCCGGUUACCAGUGCCAAGUGCAGUUCGGACCACACAAUGAAGUGAAGCACAAGCCAGGAUUCCUGGAGUUAAAAGAUUUUUUGCCUAAAGAAUACAUCAAGCAGAAGGGAGAGCGGAGGAUUUUUAUGUCCCACAAGCAGUGCGGUAAUAUGAGUGAGAUAGAGGCGAAGGCUCGCUAUGUGAAGCUGGCCCGCUCCCUGAAGACGUACGGCGUCUCGUUCUUCCUGGUGAAGGAAAAAAUGAAAGGUAAGAAUAAGCUGGUUCCUCGGCUUCUGGGCAUCACCAAGGAAUGUGUGAUGAGGGUGGAUGAGAAGACCAAGGAGGUGAUCCAGGAGUGGAAUCUGACCAACAUCAAGCGCUGGGCAGCCUCCCCCAAGAGCUUCACUCUGGACUUCGGGGACUAUCAGGACGGCUACUACUCUGUGCAGACCACAGAAGGCGAGCAGAUAGCCCAGCUCAUCGCCGGGUACAUCGACAUCAUCCUGAAAAAGAAAAAGAGCAAAGAUCACUUUGGUUUGGAGGGGGACGAAGAGUCGACUAUGCUGGAGGAUUCCGUGUCACCUAAGAAAUCCACCGUUCUUCAGCAGCAGUUUAACCAAGUUGGUAAAGUGGAGCACGGCUCGGUGGCGCUGCCAGCCAUCAUGCGCUCUGGGGCAGGUGGGCCUGAAAACUUCCAGGUGGGCUCCAUGCCUCAGGCGCAGCAGCAGGUGACCAGCGGACAGAUGCACUGGGGACACAUGCCACCACUGACCUCUGCCCAGCAAGCUCUGACUGGCACCAUCAACUCCAGCAUGCAGGCGGUGAACGCUGCCCAGGCCACCCUGGAUGACUUUGAUACUCUGCCACCUCUGGGUCAGGAUGCU